AUGCUAGCAAACAGUUUGCUAUUUUUAAUAUGUUUCACUUUUAUAAAAACAUACGAUAUAAGAAAGCACCCAUGCUGUCAAGAGCCCACAGACAACAUAACUCUAGCAAUGAUUAUAGACGCGUAUGAGAUCUAUGGUCACGAUCCGACUGAUAAACUGGACCACCUUGCUCAUUACCAAAUUGAGAUGACGAAGAUCAAACGGGCUGCAGAUCAGUACUUAAUAAACGAGCAUGUUCACAUAGCCACCGACCAUUUGGGAAGGUUCAUCAAUAUGCAUAUAAAAGAAUUGAAGGUUUUACUCAUUGCUCUGGACGACGCAAUAGAUAAUAUGUUAACCAUGUACGACAAUCACGAUACGAUAAAGACGGAACGAGUAGCUACCUACAAUGCUGGGGCAGGCGGGGCUGUCCCAAGCGAGUUUUAUAUGAGUCAAGAGUACUUUUGCGGCAAAAACGUAUAUCUAUUUAUAUCACAGUUAUAUAGUGACAUAUACAAUAUGGGUAAAGGCGUGCCGCCGUAUUGCAAGGACCGAGGAUUUCAUUUCCUUGGUUUUGUUCACUUUAUGGAUGAUAAUAAGUACUUCUUAGAGGAAGACCCUAAUGUGGCAUUUCAAAUCGAUAAUUUCAUACAUGGGCUGGAGUGUCAUGCUGGUGUUUGUAUUUAUAGAUUCCCCUUCAAAAAAGGUCUUCAACACAUCCGCGACGUUUCAACACUACCAAAGGCCAUAGUGAAAUGCGGUACAGAGGUAUACAAGCUGCCUCCACUGACAGCUGCUUCUUGCAUCAUUACGUCAGGGUCUUUCAUCUUAGACUUUAAUAUCCAGGGAAUCCGCUUCCGCCAUUAUGAUUAUAUGUUGUUUCUGCCAAACGGUCACUCUUACUACACUAAAGAGAAGUCAUCACCUCUCGCGUGCGAUCAUCACGUAUGCGAAUGGAACAAUACAAACUUCUACGGUGGACCAUUUAUAAUACCAGGAGAUCCUGGCACCGGUUUGUCUCCAGUACCGCCCUUCAUUGAACAGACAACGGAAAGCUACACUGUCUCCACUGAAUCACCACACGAUUUCUCUAACAUUACUUAUUCCCUAGAUGGUUGCUGGUUUAUGUUCCCACCGAACUACGGGUCGAUUGCUGGAGUCAGCUAUUUAGACCCUCUAACCGUCAACGAGUAUCGAUACACCUGUUCCGGUUCCGGAAAUAAUAAGGGUCUAUAUUGGUAUCCGCAAUGGAUGGGUGCUCCGCCCCACCAUCCCUACCCGCAAUCUGGCGAUAUACCAAGUGACAUGUCAGUACCAGCACCCGGAGCAUUCUACCCGCAUUUAAGUAAUUCACCUAUCAAUGCGCAACUACCCUCGCCGCACCAAAAAUAA
Molecule: messenger RNA, 1371 nt
Organism: Pieris macdunnoughi
Lineage: Eukaryota; Metazoa; Arthropoda; Insecta; Lepidoptera; Pieridae
Source: the annotation of a GenBank genome assembly